Anopheles maculipalpis is the source of this 3044-nucleotide messenger RNA. RefSeq lists its product as uncharacterized. The record is from RefSeq and is a predicted model, not a curated record. NCBI's taxonomy places the organism in Eukaryota, Metazoa, Arthropoda, Insecta, Diptera, Culicidae. The transcript has 7 exons. The coding region runs from base 113 to 2806 and encodes 897 amino acids.
GUUGACCAUUUGAACGGUGGUUGCAGUUUGAAUUGUUAGUGUGUCGUUUAGAUUUAAGAUUAACCCUUAACAACAGUGUUUCGAACAGAACUGAGCGCGGAAGAGCAUCACCAUGAAGUUAGUGGCGUCGGUAACGGCGUGUCUGCUGGUGGCAUUCCUGCUAACCAUCAGCAUUGAAGCGCAAGAGAAUGUUCUCACCCGGGUGGCUCCGUCAAUGUUGGAGUGCUACGAGAAUGCGCAACUAUUCGAGCGUGACAAUCGGCUACCGAUGACGAUGAAUAUGCUGAUCGAGAUGAUCCGCAAGGUGGAAGAUUCGCCCGGAUUCCAGCAGGACAUACGGCAGCUUACCAUCAGCAUGCUGCAUCGCUUCCGGCAGGACGGCAUCGUACGUGCCCCGGGAGUAUCGAGCAUUUCCGGUGUGAUUCCCUUCAGUCCGACCGAGUUCCAGUUUACGAAGCAUCGCGUACUGUUUUCCCGUUUGCUACCGGGCAAUGCGGUCAACUUCCCAAAUGCUACGCUGAGCGUCGACGAGAGGUGUGCUCUUCAUUUUAUGCUAUCAAACUCGAUCGAUCGCCGUGUUCGGGGAGAUGAGAACAUUCGCUGUUCCCAGCUUUCUCAAUAUCGAGCUGCUCGAGUACCACGCGAGCUAGACUUCAAGGAUCGCUCCAGGCUACGCUCAAACUAUCUCGGCGAUAAUGAGAUGCUUGAGCAACCGGAAAUGGAUCGCAUUCGGGAACACAUCAAGAAAAUUAAACAUAAGGCUGCAUCGGCCGCUCGGCUCGAGAUGGACCCGGACGAGGAUCAUCCCGAUGAGGAACAGCAGGAAGCAGCCGCGGAAGAGGAGGAACCCCAGGAGGAACCGGUUGCUGCAGCAGCGGAAGAUGAAGAAACGGGUGAACCGCUGGAGGAGGAUGGAACACUCGGGGAGAUCGGUGACGUCAGUCUGGUGGACAUUGCAUCGAACGCCAUCAGUGCGUGUCCGGUGGAGAAUGGAGUGGUCUACACACCCUGGGGUUCGGUAAUGGCUGGUACUGUGUUGGCGGGUAUUGCCGCUGGUUUGGAACCACAAACCGUACAGUUGCGUGACCUUGUGUCACGAUCGGAUCAGUAUCAAAGCCGUCAAGUUCAGCCGAUGCGCGUUGACAACCGCUGGGCAGCGACACUGUCGGGAGAUUUGGCCGAAGUGAGUCUGCUUCAUGCACCAUCGGCUGCGGACAACGUGCAGGUAGGAGCGGCCGGUGCCUGGAAUCGUACUGUUGCCCCACGUUGGUAUUUCCUUAGCCAGCGGGACCACCUGCAGAUGACGGACACGGAGAUCCGGGCGGGAAUUGAUGGACUGCUGCUGGCAACGAACAUUGCCGAAUGGCGUAGCCGGGCGAACAACCUUCGGCUGAGCCAGCUGCUGGACAUGUACUAUUCGCAUCGCGGUGUGUUUAACGAUACGGUACGAUCGUGCAACCGUCGCGAUCUCUUCACGACCGUUGCACCGAUGCAGCAAUUGCGCGAGCAAACUGUCGCAUUCAGUACGGUGCUUGAUAAGGAGAUGCAAAUGCCGUUCACGAUCACGCAGAAUGCCAUCAUUAACUUCUCCGACAGAGCAACUGAUGCGCUGGCGAACUAUAUCCCGUCCGCACUAAACGAUCUGACGUGCGAUGCGACAGCGAUAGUAAUGAACGAUCCAACUGUCUGGAGAGCGGCAUCCGAUUUGUACAUCUUUGUCGAUGCUGCCUGGCCUUAUCGGGAUGUGUACUCCGUUGUAUCAAACAUUCUGGAUUCGGUCGAAGUCGGUCGCUUUGGAACGAAUUACACGAUUUUGAAUGCUCGCGAUGGUAAUGUGAUCGUUAAUUCGACGCAGUUCCUCUCGGACUUCCACAUGACUUAUACCGCUGAGCUGCACCAAACUCUGCCUACUGGACUGAAUAUCCCGAAUGUGUUCCGUCGAAUGCGAGAGGAAACGAACACUCUGAUGGCUGCCGAACGUCGUACCAAUAAUCUCAGUGGACGUUCGAAGAUCGCCCUCAUGAUCGUACACACGGACCGUGUAAGUGAAGGUGACACCAACUUUGCCAUUCAGCAUCUGCAAAUCUUCCGCGAGGAAGUGCCGGAUCUACGCUUCCUGUAUCUGGCCGCCGGAGAUUCUGGUCGAUUCAAUCGGUUCGUGCGGGAUGAGCGGCGUGAUGUAUUCCCUUUGCGUGAGCUCGAGUCUGGUUCGGUAGUGGAUACGGUACGCGUGCAACUAACGCCUGUUAUACACCGGAUACAGCAGGAACCUCGAAGAAUUGUGAAUCCUCGCUGUGGCAACGAUUGGGUGCAAGAAAAUUGGGGCUCAAACUCGAUGAACCAGUUUGUGGAACCGCGUGGUGUGAACUUCUAUCGGCUGCACCCGAACUAUUUCUUCCGGGAAGGUAACAACCGCCGUCUGCGUAUCCAGGGCCAUGGAUUUGCUACACUAACCGUUUGUCACUCCCGUUGGGUUGAGCGUCCAAGGCAAAAUUCGACGGAAAAUCGAGAUUCUAUCCAGUGCCGCACGAUCAACACCGAUGCGUACGAUAUUGAUCUAUCAAAUGCUUGCGAUGGCCACUGGCUGAUUCACACCUGCCCACCAUUGUUUGUAUCGGUGGAGGGACCACCGAAUCCUCCCGCCGUUAUUCGUUGUUCCGAGCCGGAAUGUCGCUUCCCGGAUAAUGCACGGUUCGCUGUUGUGCUGGACAAUAUGGGUUGUUUCAGUAGUGCUAGUCGAACGGUCAGCUCACUGCUGAUGGCAGCAAUCGCUGCGUUGGUACUAACGCUGUUCAAACAAUCGUAGUUGUCGUAACAUUAGAUCAAGGUUUAGUUUAAAAUCGUUUCGUUCCGAUAUCUUCAGUGGCCAGCUAGUAUUAAGAGACCCUAGGUACAAUCUAAACUGUAUCGCAUUUCCCAUUUCACGUCCAUAGAGAUGCCAGUUUACUGAAUGACAAUGGAAAUCAUUUGAUCGGUGCUGUUUGUGGCCACCGAUGACAUACCGUAAAUUAGUAUUUGUUCAAUAAAGAUUUAAUUGUAAUACA